Gekko japonicus is the source of this 2558-nucleotide messenger RNA. It is a transcript of the gene RFC5, whose product is annotated as replication factor C subunit 5. NCBI's taxonomy places the organism in Eukaryota, Metazoa, Chordata, Lepidosauria, Squamata, Gekkonidae. The transcript has 11 exons. Bases 37 to 1053 code for a protein of 338 amino acids. Gene Ontology annotation, molecular function: ATP hydrolysis activity; ATP binding; DNA binding. Gene Ontology annotation, biological process: DNA repair; DNA-templated DNA replication. The record is from RefSeq and is a predicted model, not a curated record. Gene Ontology annotation, cellular component: nucleus; DNA replication factor C complex.
UGACGGUGUUUCUUUCAAAGUGCAGCCGGGAUCGUCAUGGAGCGCGCGGCUUCCUUGGAAAAGACGGUGGCCGCAAAGGCCACGAACUUGCCCUGGGUAGAAAAAUACCGACCUCAGACGUUGGGCGAUCUGAUUUCUCAUCAGGAUAUUCUGAGUACCAUUCAGAAGUUCAUCAGUGAAGACCGAUUGCCUCAUCUUCUCCUUUAUGGGCCUCCAGGGACAGGCAAGACCUCCACCAUUUUGGCCUGCGCGAAACAACUUUACAAAGACAAAGAGUUUGGAUCGAUGGUUUUGGAAUUGAAUGCUUCAGACGACCGGGGCAUUGAUAUUGUCAGAGGGCCUAUCCUGAACUUUGCCAGCACAAGGACCAUAUUUAAGAAAGGCUUUAAGCUGGUGAUUUUGGAUGAAGCCGAUGCGAUGACGCAGGAUGCCCAGAAUGCCCUCCGGCGUGUGAUUGAAAAAUUCACGGAGAACGCCCGAUUUUGCCUGAUCUGCAAUUACCUCUCCAAGAUCAUCCCGGCUUUGCAAUCCAGGUGCACCAGAUUUCGCUUCGGGCCCCUGACGCCGGAACUUAUGGUUCCCCGCCUGCAGCGUGUUAUAGAGCAGGAAAAAGUUGACGUAAGCGACGAUGGAAUGAAGGGCCUGGUUACACUGUCUAAUGGUGAUAUGCGCAGGGCUCUGAACAUCUUACAGAGCACUAACAUGGCCUUUGGGAAGGUGACAGAAGAGACGGUCUACACUUGCACAGGGCAGCCGCUCAAGUCUGACAUCGCCAACAUCUUGGAUUGGAUGCUGAACCAGGAUUUCACCACCGCCUAUCGCAAUAUCAUGGAACUGAAAACACUGAAAGGCCUCGCUCUUCAUGACAUCCUGACGGAGAUCCACUUGUUCGUCCAUCGAGUUGACUUUCCGUCAUCUGUGCGAAUCCAACUCCUGAUCAAGAUGGCAGAUGUUGAGCAUCGUCUGGCUGCAGGAACAAGCGAGAAGAUUCAGCUGGGAUCCCUGGUCGCUGCCUUCCAAGUCACCAGAGAUCUGAUUGUAGCGGAGGCCUAGGCCCAAGACAGUCUCUCCAGCAGCUGAUCGAUUGCCUUUCUUUGCCAAAAGAGGACUAGAUUCUUAUUUGAUUCUUCAGUACUCAUCUCGUAUUGUGUUCAGGAUGGCUCACUGAGGCUAGAGACUGUGGUGGCAAUUCAAUCCAGCAAACAUUUGCUCACAGGGUUCGGUUCAUGUCCUGUUUCACAAGGCCCUUCACUCUCUGGGUUUGGACCAGCUUCCAUCUGUUAGCAGCACUACUGUCCUACCAGUUUCACAAUUGGGUAAAGGCUUUCGGGGCAUCGACACAAGACAAACUGCACUCUUGGCAGAAGACAAAAUCUGUGUGUGUGCACUUGCUUCCUUGAUAGCACCAAGAGACGCCUUGGCUAAGUUUCUGGACUUCUAGCUACUGAAUCCCUCUAAGAAGCAGUAGUUGUAGUGGCCCCUGUUAAAGCUCAGAUGAUGGAAAGGCAGUGAUUGACUUCUUUUAAUCGGGUACUCCCUAGGUCUGAGGUCCACAAAAUAAGGCAGCACAGCAGACUGCACUGCUUUAGGCAGCAGGGCAGGGAAUUAUACUGUGCAAGGUUUCCCAAUAUUAGUAAAUCUCUGGAAGUGCAUAACUAGCACUAUAGGAGAAUGGCAAAGCUAGAACCUCUUGGUUCCAUCUGCUUGCAGGGAGAUGGUAAGCAAACAUUAAAAGUGCGAUGCUUCUCGCUUGAAAUAAUGCUGCCUAUUCCCUCCUGUUGUGCUGCACAUUGAGAGCAGGCUUAAGUUUUCUGCUAUUGAGGAGCAACUUGGGUUGAUUCUCUUGGAGGAAUCUAGAAGGGAGUCAUUGGAUUGAGUCCACUAAGAUUAUAUGCACUAAUAAGUGGCUUUAUUACUUAUUUUUGAAACAGAAGUUAUAAGGGUAAUCCUUUGGGGUAGAGGUGGAAAACACAGAGACCCCUUUGCUCUUGCAGAUAAACGAAGCCUGUUCUAUCAGUAGCUGGUAGGCAGAUAGAAUAAACUGGUCAAUUGCAUGUGAAGAUUUAAAGGGAGAAGCCAGAAUUUUAUAUUUCUUUCCUUUAUAUAGAAAUCCUAAUCCUCACAGCUACAAACUCUCCCUUCCUCCUGAUGGUGGACCUUGUCACCCUGUUGCAGUUGUCAGGGCAAAAGCACAGAAAGGCCACCUCAGCUGAGAUUACUGCUGUUUAUUGCUAAGGUAGCUUGUUCAGUUACCCUACGAUGUUGGAGAGUUAACGGGCCACAGUGAUUUCUGGAGAUAUGAGCAAGCACUAGACUGCUAAGCAAAACUGUUGCAGAGUAAAAGUGUUCUAUAAUUAUCUCAUUUGUUCUUUGACCUCGGCCUGGUGCUUACUGCUUUCGGAGAAAUAUUUCAUGGGAAAAAAGCUCUGAGCGCAUCCUGCCUGUAUUUUCUGCCACCCAUUUCUUUUUCACAGAUUGCUUAUACGACAGCAGGGCUGUGAGUAAGCCCAGCCACCCCACCUCUUUGUUCAUAUUAUGCACCCCAGUGUCCUCUAACC